CAGUAUUCUUUCCCCAUGCUUUGCUGGUGCUGGUGGUGUGGGAAGAAGGCGAAAUCCUCGUAAAGAUUUUGCUUAUUUUGUUUCACAUUCACGACUCAGACGCCAACAGGAAAGGUUCACGACGGCCAAAACAGUACCGACCGACCCACCGAAGAAGGACGUCACUCCAUCGAAUCACAUCACCACCAGCGUCGUCGUCUUUUAAAAACCGUGUAUAAAACUCUCCCGUGUCAAUGUCAUGUGGAGUCAUUCGUUCAUCACUAGACCGGCUGGAAGGUGGAGGAGAGACAGAUCAUCAAGAUAAUAAAGUGUCGUGUGAAUAAGUACUUAUCAUCGCUGUGUGUGAUCUUGAGCUACAAUUUGAUUAAUUUAACAAGGCAGAUUUUAACUCUGUCCAAAAAUGGGCGACUCUAACAAAUGGAAACCCAUCGUCUUCACAGCUUCAGUAAUUAUAGCGUUCACAUUCAUAUUAAUUUUAUUCGUGCACAGAUCUAAUCAAAGACAAAGGCUGUGUCCGAACGCUCAAGAUCUUUAUUACCUCGAAGCACUAAAUGGGAGCAGCAGUGGUACGAGUGAUGGCGGUGCUGGGGGAGAGGUCGGGACCUGUCACCGAGAACACACGACGGGACCCUGCGCCAAAAAUAUGAUCCUCUACUCGAAACCGUUGAAUGAAAGUGUGGGUGUUUGUGACUGUGAUUUGACCCACAAUGAGCGUGGCCUCGUCUACCAUGAGCCGACUGGACAGUGCUACUUCAUCUUCACCCAGGGCUACUGCUCCGCGACCCACUGGCUGGUUCCCUACAAGGACGCGACCUGUGCGGAGAAUCUCUGCGCCCGCUGCGAGAUCAACCUCUGCGCCUCCUUUCCUGACAACGGCUUCGAAUGGGUGCAGCUCAAGGACGGCUCCUGCGCCGAGCUCGGGCUCAGCAGUCACCCCACGUGUGAAAGUUCGGAAGAUGUCAUCCACUUCGCCAAGUUUAAAGCUUUCGCCUCCUGUGAGAAGACGAGGGGGAGUAAAAAGCCCCUCAACUUUGCCACCGGUGGGAUCGGCGUUCCUCCGGCAAAGUGUCCGCAUGGCUAUUCCAGAACAACGUUGGGUCAUUGUGCCAUCAAUUUCGAUUUUGAUUAAGGACAAGAAGUAUCUAGGCGCUACAUCCGGAUCGUGAAUUAAAAGUGAUGAACAGUAUUGACUAAUGAUGAGAUAUGCAAAUAAGUAUGUGUGCCAGUGUGUGCGUGUGCAAGUGAUGAGUCAGCCUCAAGAUCCGGUCAAGAAGUUUUUACAUCUCAUUAUUUUAUACGAAUUUAUUCCUACCAACCACCGUCAUUGUCCUGACUGUGAGAAUAAAUGCAAAUGUGUCUGCGUAUUAUACGAUACUAAGAAGACGAAGAAGCCCUGAUAUUUAUGUCGAAUAUUAUGAUGUCAGUUAGUGCAGGAAUCCUCAAUUUUACAAGUAUUUCACGCAUUGGCCGUGGAAGCGUGGGGACAAAGGGACAAUGUCCCCACGGUUAGUCGAUGUCCCCAUCACCUGAUAAACCCCUCUCUCCCCUAUUCUACAAUGUUAAUGUCCCCAGACGUCCCCACCGCUUCCGUGGCCACUGAUUUCACGUUACAAGGUGUCCCUCAUUUUUAUUUUACAAAACCGAAUUCCUGACGGGUGUGUGCCUAUCAUCCCGAUUACUUACUAAUUUAAUUUAUGAUAACACAAAUUGUAUAUUAUUUUAUUUAUGUUGUCCAAUGAAACGAUGACAUGUUUACUACAACUGCAACAACAACUACCUUUAUUUUAGUUAGAUUUACCUACCCUAUAAUUACGCCGAAUGAGUAUGUACACCUAAUCAGACGAGAUUAACAACCUGCAAAACAAUUUAUUCCAUUGUAAACUCUUGAACUUGAUUGUGAAGAAAAGAGCACGAAAAAAAUGGAUUGCAGAAAAAAUAAAAAACAAUUUAUAUGCUCGUCA
This is a messenger RNA of Folsomia candida, 1961 nucleotides long. RefSeq lists its product as uncharacterized. NCBI's taxonomy places the organism in Eukaryota, Metazoa, Arthropoda, Collembola, Entomobryomorpha, Isotomidae. The transcript is spliced from 3 exons. The coding region runs from base 401 to 1129 and encodes 242 amino acids. The record is from RefSeq and is a predicted model, not a curated record.